Molecule: messenger RNA, 2348 nt
Organism: Tarenaya hassleriana
Lineage: Eukaryota; Viridiplantae; Streptophyta; Magnoliopsida; Brassicales; Cleomaceae
Product: polyprenol reductase 2
Exons: 8
Coding region: 1075-2091 (338 amino acids)
Biological process (GO): dolichol-linked oligosaccharide biosynthetic process; polyprenol catabolic process
Cellular component (GO): endoplasmic reticulum
Molecular function (GO): 3-oxo-5-alpha-steroid 4-dehydrogenase activity
Source: RefSeq, a predicted model, not a curated record
UGCUUUGAUCCUCACAGGACCGACGACUCCCCCGCCGGCGAGAUAACUCCACCGGCGAAUCUCCGGCGGAAGAUCCGAGCUGAACGAACCGGGUUUGUGCAGCCCCAUUAUGCUCAUACCCAGAUGGAGAAAUCUCUUUUGCCUGAAAAAUAUUUCAUUGAUUCGUGAAAUACAAUCGUCUUCAUCCACGUUAAAUUAUCACGCGUCGUUUCAUUCGACGAGUGUGUUGUCUGACAAAUGGAAGAAACAGUUUGAUUCUGAAGGUAAAGCUCAGAAGCGUGAACGACCCUCCAAGAACCAUAUAAGGUAUACCGUAAGACAGAAGCGUGCUGAUGCUAAGAAAGCUCUAAACCAUCUUCUCUUCCAUGCCGGCGGAGUCAGAAACUCGUUGAAGGAUGGUUGGAACUUUGAUUCGCCGAAGCAGGAGAAGCCGAGUAAGAAAUGUAAGCCAGGACAGGGUAAAAAGCCUCGUGACAAGAAAACAAAACGAUGGCACAGACAAGGAAAUCUAUCCGAUGACUACUACGAUAAUGAGACGAGGUUUGAAGUGAGGUUUGCGGAUAAAUCGUACAGUUGGUCUUUCAAGCAGGGAUCUUGUUCAAGAAACUCGGCCUCGUCGGGUUUCGAAUGGAGAGAAGGCUGGAGCUGGACGAGCCAGACCCAGCAGUCGAAUCCUCGGGACGACGAAUCGUGGAGUGUAGGGUCACGAUCCGAUAGGGCAAUUCUGGACCUGCCUCAGUUCGGUCCCCUCAAGAUCGAGGAUGUCAAGAAAGCGUUCAAAGCGGCAGCCCUUAAGUGGCACCCGGACAAGAACCAGGGUCCUUCCCAGGCGACAGCUCAAGAGAAGUUUAAACUCUGUCUUGAUGCUUAUAACAACGUUUGUAGAGCCAUUGAUGCAUCAGCUCGGUAGUUUGUUCAAAAGGGUGGUUCCCAUUAGUUUGGGAGAUGGCUCAAGAGACGUUUAAAAUCUGUCUUGAUGCUCAUAACAAUCUCCGUUCCGCACAUUGAUGUGUCAGCUCGGUUUCUAGGGUUUUCCUUUGUUCGUCUGGUUCUUCGCUACCCUAAGGAGAAAUCAUGGAGUUUUGGUUUGUGUGGUUGAUCAGAGCUGCUUGGCUGGCGGGUAUAUCGCCUAUAUUGAUUGCUUCGAUACCCAGUCCCAAGCUCAGCAAGUUCCGUGGAUUCAUUGUGGGUUUUGCUGGAAGAGGAAAGACUCUGCGAUCAUCGUCUAAGAAAUUCACAGUUCCUCAGAAAUUUUUCGGCCAUUUCUAUAUCGUUGGGGUGGCAUGGACGACUCUUUUGCUCGUUACAACUUGGAGAUACGCUUACGAAACGGCGCCUUUGUCCUCCGAGAAGUUGCAUUUCCCUGACGUUGCCAGCCACUUAACCGGCGGUUCGCAUGUUUUCUCGUUUCACAAGUCCCGUUUGACCCCGCUUGAGCAUCGGUUCAACGUUUGGAAAACAGUGUUUCUACUUCUGCUGAUGGAAAGCCAAGUCAUAAGACGGCUUAUAGAGUCGGUUUACGUAUUCAAGUAUAGCCCCUCGGCCCGUAUGCACAUUUUCGGCUAUUUCGCCGGAUUGUUUUUCUACACGGCAGCUCCAUUAUCGCUCUGUGCGAAUAUCGCGCCAGAGGUAGCGAGAUUCGUGGGUAAUCAAGUAGCCGAGUUCAUUGCUAAAGGAAAAGGCCAUACUUCAGCUCCCGGAUUCGAUCUAUGGCUCUCGGUAAACCCUCUGAUGAAACUCGGGUGGCUCCAAUGGUUCGGUGCUGCUGUUUUUUUCUGGGGAUGGUCACAUCAACGCUCCUGCCAUUCGAUUCUCGGAUCGCUUCGGGAGCGUUCGGAUCAAGGCAACGAGUAUGUGAUUCCCCAUGGAGAUUGGUUUGAGAUCGUCUCUUCUCCUCAUUACUUGGCGGAAAUUGUUUUAUACUCGAGUUUUGUGAUCGCGAGUGGGGGAAGAGAUAUAAACGUUUGGUUACUCUUCGGAUUUGUGGUUGCGAAUCUGACGAUAGCCGCCGGAGAAACGCACCGGUGGUAUCACCGGAAGUUCGAGAAUUACCCGGAGAAGAGGCGCGCCAUUUUUCCUUUCUUCUACUGAACUGUCUUCUACAGACAACAACACACACAAAGCAAAAGCCUCCUCAUGUUUGUUUUUGUGUCUUUGCACAUAACUCCCAUGCGUUCGCGUUCGCGUUUGCGUUCGCGUUUGCGUUCAGAUUAGAACCCGAAAGACCUCUUGAAAUGGUUUCAUGAGCCCCCAAAAAGAAAACAUUUCGGACUAUGUUUUAUUUUAUUUUAUUUGUAUCAGAGAAUAAGGUUAACAACUUGGGCUGGGUUGGAUCUGUUAUUUGGGCC